Molecule: messenger RNA, 3064 nt
Organism: Vespa mandarinia (Asian giant hornet)
Lineage: Eukaryota; Metazoa; Arthropoda; Insecta; Hymenoptera; Vespidae
Cellular component (GO): extracellular region
Source: RefSeq, a predicted model, not a curated record
UCAGUUCUAUUCGUCGUCGCAGUGCGAUACGGUCGAUAGCGUAAACGGGAACGUUUGCCAUAGUGGUUCCUUUCCUUCGAGAAUACAACGCACCCUCCUCUUCCUCCUUUCCCUCCUCCUGUUCCUUUUCUUUAUUCUCCUCUUUAUUCCCCUCUCCUCAUUCCACGUUGUAGUGUGGAUAGAAUAUACCCAAUACGUAAUACCACCCCCUUAUAUACACUCACAUACAUAUAUAUCCUUUCGGCGCCACCGAGAAAAGGGAACGGAGCCGUUCAGCGUCCAUUUCCUAGCGGGAUGUCGCCGACAAGAGACGUUCCUACGUUCAGAAAGCUCGUGAUCAACAACGCAGAAAUUAUUGUGUCAUUUUCUUCUGAUCGUUCCAAUUUCACCUUAAGAUUCGAUUUAUGGGAAUAGUGGACCUCAAAUGCUUUCUCUCUUGUGAUGUAACCAAUAUUUUCAUCUUAAAAGAAUGUACUAUUUAUCAAUGUAACAAAUCGAAAGAUAAGGCUUAAACUAUGCUACGACCUUGUGAUGAUCGAAGAAUCUUGUAUGACGAAUAUCAAGAACGAAUAUUGUCGUACGGAGACGAAAUAUCGCGCGAAUAACACGUGUUACCUCUUCGUUUCUUCACACGAUAAGCCACUGAAAAAGGUAGAUAUAUGAACGUGGGAUCACGCCCCUCCUCUUAUGACUGGAUAAACAGACAACGAUUCGCUCAUAAUCAUUCGCUUCGGCAAACGGAAACAGCAAUUCUCGAUUUGACUUAUGACAUUGAUAAAACGUAACUAUUUCCUUCUCUUUUCACUUGUGGAAAUAGAAAUCAUUUUAUCGAAGUCAUUUAGAUGAUAAAAAUGAUCGAGAUUCGAGAUUGAAAAUAGCAACAAGUAGGAAGAAAAUCGAGGGUUUGUAAGCUAGGUAUUUUGAUAGUGGCGUUGGUGGUUACGAGUCAACGUGGAAGUUUGUGCAAGUCAGGCGGGAAAGCUUGAAAAUCAAAGGACAUCGUCGUCGUUGUCUUCGUCGUCGUCGUCGUCGUCGUCGUCGUCGUCGUCAUCAUCGUUAUAUUCAUCGUUAAUAUCAUUGUAUGAAAAGAGAACUGGCUAGUGUUUAUCGAUUGGUCUGCGACUUGAAGAGGAUGCUCCCUUCCGAGUUCUACGUCGCAGUCACGUGCCAAGAGGCGGUGCUGAGGUUCGGAACGAGCGCAUAAGGGGUGGCAAGCGUUGGGAAUAGAGAAACGAAGAGGGUGGAAACUGAAAGCCGGCUUUUCCCGGUAUACCGUUGAACCGUUGACGUCGUCGCCGUUCUCGUCGUGGAAAAUCGAUUGGGUGCCGGCGUCAUUGCUGCAACCAUUCUCGACCAAGUACAAUGACCUCCAAACCGGGAAGAUCCUACAGCGUGAGGUCUCCGCGCGUAGGAGGACCCCUCUCGCAAUCAUUAGCGAUGAUUCCACCGACUAUGCAUGGUCAUGAAUUCAACCAACCCUUGUCGAGGGUUGUUAUGGUCCGUAAAACGGAUCAGAGAACCUUCAGUAAGGGUCGGCGAGGUGGGGAACCUCUUUUAGAGACCGUCACCAGGGAAACCGUCGAGUUAUUCAACGGUGGCAGAGCUGAAAGAAAAUACACUUCGGAAACGAGAGACAUCGUUACGCCAAAGUCAAACAGUAUGCCCUCGCUCAGCGUCAGUGGAACGAAAAAGAAGGUGGUCGGCUUUGUCGACCAGCUGUCGCCCGAAAGGUCAAGGACGGAAUCGGUUAGAUCCAAAUCUCCUUUGACUGCAUCGCCAGCAUCGCCAGGACCAUUGUCGAAUUCCUUACACGGCAGUUUUCACGGUAGUUUAGGAAGCGAUGGCAUGUCAUGUAGCAGCGCAAGAUCCUCUUCUGCCUCGCCAGAUUCUGCGAGAUAUUCCUCCUCGCAGAUAACAAAGACUGACACGCGUAAACCGUCUGUGCGUAGAUCAGGGCCUCCCAAGGAAUUCAUCAAUAUGUGCCUGGAGACACACAAUUAUUAUCGAGUGCGACACGGUGUACCACCUUUGCGACUUAGCAAACAAUUGUGCAAGACCAGUCAGGAUUGGGCUAAUAUUCUGGCAGCUAAGGGUAGAUUAGAGCAUAGGGCAAAUAUAGAUUACGGAGAGAAUCUUUAUUGCAUGUGGAGUUCCAAUCCAAAGACCAUCGUUGGUGGUGACGAGCCAGUAAACGAAUGGUAUGCCGAGGAAGCUUUACAUCAGUACGGUAAAGAACCUACUACUUUGAAAACCGGUCAUUUUACACAAGUUGUAUGGAGAGAUAGUACCGAGUUAGGUGUCGGCAUGGCGAGAAACAGAAACGGAGAGGUCUAUGUAGUAUGCAACUACAAUCCAGCUGGUAACUUCUUAGGCAGCUUUACGGAUAACGUCCUUCCAUCUGGUAGUACGAGUCCGAGUAAAAGGAUAUCCUUUUCAAAGAGUCAAUAUACUCUCGACGAACAGGCUUGGCAACAAGAGGCCUUGUUAGUUCACAAUGAAUACAGAAGGAGGCAUCGUGUACCUGACUUAAGGUUAAGUCCUGAGUUAACGGUAGCUGCAAAGGCAUGGGCCAAUACGCUGUUAAACACGAAUAAAUUGAUACCACAAUCAUCCUCACCGUACGGAGAAAACAUAUACUCUAUGCAAUGUUCCGAUCCUAAACUGGUCGUAUCGGCUCGAGAAGUUGUGUCAAAGUGGUAUUCCGAGAAAAAAGAACAUAAAUUUGGUACGGAACCGAAGAUUCUUAAUACCUGUCACUUCACGCAAAUCGUAUGGAAGAAUACCACCGAAAUGGGCAUAGCUAUGGCAAAAAGAGAUGGAACGUGCGUCGUGGUCGCAUGUUAUCAUCCAAGGGGUAAUAUUGUUGGACAGUUCACGGAGAACGUUCCUAAAUCUGUAAAGAACGUCUAGUCCGCGCGCGCGCAUCGCCGGAUCAACACUCUUGUCGAUAAUGUAUUUAAAGGCUGUAUUUAUACAUCGUGCAUAGAGACGACAAUACGCAUAAUUAUGUAUAUAACACACGUGUGUGCAUAUACGUAGAAUAAACAUUCCACGUACACUAUUA